AUGGAGGGGUAUCCACUGCCAUGGGUCAACAGUUGAAUAGCUAAACAAGCUAGCAAGUCCUAACGAAGUCACACAAGUCACAGAGAGAUAUAUACCAAUCGCAAUGGUUUGCAAGGGUUGUGGAACUAACUGCCAGUGCUCGGGCCAGAAGUGCGGAGACAAUUGCGCCUGCAACAAGGACUGCCACUGCGUCUGCAAGAAUGGACCCAAGGACCAGUGCUGCAGCAGCAAAUGAACUGGCCAACUAACUAGCCAACUUCUAAACUGAAGCUGAACUCCCUUCGAGUAGUUUUGGCCACAAUAAAAUAAAGUUUAUGAAGAUUUCGAGCAUUUAAAA
Messenger RNA from Drosophila kikkawai, 337 nucleotides. It is a transcript of the gene MtnB, whose product is annotated as Metallothionein B. Gene Ontology annotation, molecular function: metal ion binding. Lineage: Eukaryota; Metazoa; Arthropoda; Insecta; Diptera; Drosophilidae. The record is from RefSeq and is a predicted model, not a curated record.